Molecule: messenger RNA, 2972 nt
Organism: Clunio marinus
Lineage: Eukaryota; Metazoa; Arthropoda; Insecta; Diptera; Chironomidae
Source: the annotation of a GenBank genome assembly
UUGUCAGGUUCGGCUUCACAGCUAAAAAUUUCUAAUUUUUAAAAGUGUUUUAAUUAUGUUCAGACAAAGAAAGGGAUAUGAUUCCAUUACAAUUUCAUUGCCUGAUAUAGUCGAUGUUCGUAUAGAUCAUGAUCGAACUUCUGUCAAUUUCAAUGAACCAAAACAAUCAGUAAAGAAAAUUAAGCAAAAAAAUAGAGAUGGUGGAACCAAGAACAAAAAUGAAGCACAGAAAGAAGUUUCAGAUGAGGACAAAUUAGAAGAAGCUUCAGAUGCUGAAUCUAAUGAACUUCCAAAAUGUUUAAGUGUUGGUGGAAAAUAUGAUUUCAAUAACAAAAGACUUGUUUUAUGUUUCUGGGCAAAGAAAUGGGAAUGGAGUUUAGUGUCAAUUCGCGGUGUUUAUAAGUUCAAUAAUUUUCAAAUUCCUGAAAAUUCUUUUCAAGAAAUUACUGGCGACGAUUUUACUUAUAAUGUGACUCCAACAGGAGAAAACAAUCAUGCAAAAGUAUUCAAAGUUGAUAUUUCAAGAAUCGACCGACAUGUACUCAAGAAACAUUUCUCAGUUGAGAUUUCGUACAUUUUUCUUGGUGAUGUUGACAUGAAUCAUUUCAGGUCGAAUUAUAUCUUCGAUUUACCAUACUUUCAAAACGAAACAAAAUUAAAGUUUAAAUUUCUCGGUCACUUUCAUGCUGAUGAAAGAAUUACGACUUUGUAUAACUACAAAUUCAAAUUGCAUCCUGACUUGAGUGCUUCAGAUGUUGAAUUGCUCAGAGAAAUCGAUCAUUAUCAACGUAAUCAUUUAACAACACAAAUCGUUGACAACUCGUCACAAAUGAUCAAGUAUGCUUUAAGCAUCGAAGAUUUAGAAACUCAAGAUGAACUCAAGGAAUUUACAUUACAAAAGAUUCAAUUAGAGGGCAUUGGUGAUAGUUAUUGGUUUCCCAUUACCGAAGAUAAACUUCCUGAAGAUUACAAUGAGAUGUCACUUUGCUUUGUGCCAAUGAAUAAAUAUCAAAAAGGAAAAAUCAAUUUCGAAAAGGAUUGCAUUUAUUCCCAAAUACAAAAGUAUGAAAAUGGAGAAAUUCGUUUUGAUAAGAAAUUUCCAAUAGUUUAUGGUCUACAACGAACUAUUGACUUACAACAGGAAUAUUGCUUACGUUUCAUUCCUAAUCGAAUUACUUAUCGGGCAUGCUUUCAAGCUUUUGACAUGAUUCAAAGAUUCAACUUGCAUAAUUAUUUUAACAAUUUUGAGGAACGUCCAGCAAAUAAUGAUGAUGAUGAUAAAGAGGAAAAAAUUGAAAAUUUUGAAUGGCUGAACGAUCAGAUUGCAAACAAUCAAGAACAAAUGACAGCAAUCAAAAACAUCGUCAACUGCACUGCUUACCCAUUUCCUUACGUAGUUUUUGGACCACCAGGAACUGGAAAGACGAGUCUUAUCAUUGAAUGCAUCGCCCAGAUUCUUAAAGCAAGACCAACAAGUCGUAUUUUGGUCACAGCACAAUCAAAUAGUGCUUGUGAUGAAGUUGGAGUCAGAUUGUUAAAUCACAUUUCACGACAAAGAAUUUAUCGCUUUUAUUCACCAUCACUUUUGAAUCCAAAGAGUGGCGAAACUUCUCAAGUUCUUCGUGAAACAUCAAACUUGAGAAACAAACGAAACGACUACCCGACGAAAGAAGAAUUUUAUCAUUUUAAUGUUGUGAUUGUGACAUUGAUGACUUGCUCACGUUUAGUGCAACUUGAUGUUGGAGAUAUGAAUCGUCAUUUUGAUUAUAUUUUCGUCGAUGAAUGUGCUGCAGCGACUGAGCCUGAAGCUUAUGUUCCAAUUGUUGGUUUAGGCACUGUCUUCACCGAAAUCACAUCGAACAUUGUUCUUCUCGGAGAUCACAAACAGCUUGGACCUGUCAUAAAUUCUGACAUCGCUGAGCGACUCGGAUUAGGUGUGAGUUUGAUGGAAAGAAUUAUGUCAAAGCCAAAAUACAAAAUAAGAGAAGACAAUUCAUAUGAUGAGAACUACGUCACUCAAUUGCUUGACAACUUUCGUUCACACCCAGCAAUUCUUCAGUUCUCCAAUGUUUUAUUCUACAAUUCGAAACUCCGUGCAAUGAUAUCGGAGCCUGAAAGAAGUCUUGGAACACGUUGGAACUUUCUCCAAAAUAAAAAGUUUCCAAUUCUAUUUCAUUGCAAUAAGACGCCGAGUAAAAUUGUUAAACACGGAACAAGUUCAUUUAAUAAUGGCGAGAUCGAUAUGGUUCGUUUCUAUGUUGAUUUGCUGCUCAAUGUUGGAAUAGACGGUAAAAAAUGCAUUCCCGAUGACAUUGGCAUUGUGUCACCUUACAAAGCUCAACUACAAAAAUUAAAAGAAAAAUUUAGAAAUUAUGGGAAUCUUGAAAUUGGCACAGCUGAAUAUUAUCAAGGACGGGAGAAACGAAUUAUCAUAAUUUCAACAGUAAAAUCACGCGACAAUGUUGGAUUCCUUAAAAGUGAAAGACGUUUGAAUGUUUGCAUCACAAGAGCAAAAACUCUUCUCAUUCUGAUUGGAAAUGCAGACACAUUACAGCAAAACUCUUUGUGGAAUUCCUUCAUGCAUUUUUGCAAAGCCAAUAACAGUUGUUGUGGAGAUGCGUUUCAAUUAAAACGAUUGACAGAUGAAGAACAGAAAAUCCUCGACGAACUAAACACUGUUUUUACUGACUUGUCAAUUGAUGGAGAAAAUGAAGUUGCAGCCAAUUCCGCUAUUGAAAAAGACGAGAAGUUAAAGGCCAUUAAAGAUCGUAUGGAGAAGUUGAAGGAAUUAAUGAAGGAAAUGCAAUAAAGAAAAAUUAAAUAACAAACAAUUUCUUACCUUCCACUGAUAUUUUCUUGUCAUCAUUGAGUGCCGGAGCGCAACAAUUUGUAACACUUGAUUAAAUUCUUUACAAAAUCGUUUCAAUGUUCAUACAACAAAAUAUUUUUUAAUAAAAACAUGCAACGGUAAA